Messenger RNA from Dothidotthia symphoricarpi CBS 119687, 510 nucleotides. RefSeq lists its product as uncharacterized. The transcript has a single exon. Lineage: Eukaryota; Fungi; Ascomycota; Dothideomycetes; Pleosporales; Dothidotthiaceae. The record is from RefSeq and is a predicted model, not a curated record. Bases 1 to 510 code for a protein of 169 amino acids.
AUGUCUUCCCCCGCCCCUACAACUCAGAGCAUCACCCGGCGACCAACCCCAAACACCGCCAUUGUGCGAGUCAAGAAGCUGCCAGAAUACCAGAGAUGGGUUGAACUUGGGGGCCUAGAUGAAUUUGCGAGAGAUCACAAUAUAAGCCCCGACUUUGUGAAUCGUCUGAGCGAAUUCAAGCCCGCGAUUAGGGGAGCCUACUACGCCAAGCUACGUACUAUUCCUGGCCUAGAGGCUGAGAUGGCAUAUCACCCGCCAGUUCAUAAGUCGAUUAUAAGUAUGGCUGCCGCACAACGCUUCAUGGCGUUGGCCGAGGGUUGGGAUGAGGAAGAUAAGGAGGAAAAAGAAGAGAAGGGAGAAGAGAAGGGAGAGAAGGGAGAAGAAAAGGAAGAGAAGGAAGAAGAGAACGAAGAUAAGGAAGAAGCGGCUUCGAGUGUGGGAAGCAAGAGCGUGAGUCGGAAGGCUCAUUCCAGAUUGCAGCAUCCCAAAGUCAAGACUAACCUUGGUUGA